Molecule: messenger RNA, 1964 nt
Organism: Engraulis encrasicolus (European anchovy)
Lineage: Eukaryota; Metazoa; Chordata; Actinopteri; Clupeiformes; Engraulidae
Product: zinc finger protein 184-like
Exons: 4
Coding region: 119-1438 (439 amino acids)
Source: RefSeq, a predicted model, not a curated record
UUCUAAUCUUCCCCGCGCCGUGUGAAAGUGAAUGUUUGGGAUGUUGACAAUCAGACGGGGACCGUAUUUUAAUUACUUUAUAGAGAGGGACUUUGUAUUAUAUCGGCAAAACUGACUGAUGUCAAACAACACAAUGAAUUGUCCAGCCUUUCGAGACGAACUUGGAACCAUAAUGAGGAUUUUAUCAGAGGUGGCAGUCGAAGAGAUAGGCAGACUGCUUGACGAAAGCUCUAGUGCGGUGCUUCCAUUGGAGAAAGCGCACCCUGGAACAACUAGCACUCUGAAGAGAGAUUUGCAAAGAGAAUUUAAAGCCAAACUUAGGGAGUUCGCGUUGUUCAUGGAGGUACUGAGCACAUCAGCUGCUGAUAAAGUUAUGAUACUGGCCAAAACGCUGAAAUUCCAGUGGCAAGACAGCCCAACCCUGAAUAGUGAUACUGAAUCUGACGCCGUAGAGUCAUGGUUUGAGUUUGAGGGAGAUGAUCAGGAGAGGACAGGGACAGAAAACCCUGAUCAUCAAGAAGGAACCAACGCUGACCUGCCUGUUGAGGACACAGAUGCACAGAAAUCCAAUUCACUCCAGAUGUCAUUAUCCGGUCAUUCAAACAUGAUUGGGAAACAAAGGCAAAUGCCAACCCUGGCUUACACAAAUAAUGACACGGAUAUUGAUGCUGAACCUGGACUACAGAGCCAUCCAACCACUCUUCACUUCACAGAUCCUCUAUGGUCUGGGCCUACAUCUGUAAAGUCAUGGUUUGAGAUUGAGGCGGAAGAACAUGAUGACCAGGAGAAAAGGACAGGUACAGAAAACCCAGAGCAUCAAGAAGGAACCAGCACUGACCUGCCUGUGCAAAACAAAGCACAGCCCAAGAACAGCCAUGUUUGUGACGUCUGUGACAAACGUUUUAGGCUAGCCUGCCAACUCAGAACACAUAGUUACACCCAUACAGGUACACGACCCUUCAUCUGUGAAUUAUGCGGGCGGGAUUUUAGCAGCACAGCAAACUUAAAGCGGCAUCAGGAAAUCCAUUCUGGACUCAAGCCGUAUGCUUGCACCGUGUGCUCCAAGACAUUUAGCACGAGUGACGGACUCCGACAACACCGGAACGUGCACAAACUCACCAAGACGCUUCUUUGCAGUACGUGUGGUAAGGCUUUUUCAAAUGGACAAGCCUUAAGGACACACGCAUACAUCCACUUAAAACUAAAACCUUUUGCUUGUAUGGUCUGCGGCAAAGGCUUUCGCUCUCGUAGUGUGCUUAACCAGCACAUGAAGGUGCACAGUGUUGAACGCAGACCUAAACAAAGUGUUAAGCGCUCAACUUGCCCUAAACUACCAAUGCAACCUGUGCAACAAGAGGCCGCUCCCUGCGUAGCAGCACAGACCCACCAAGCUUUGGAGAAGCAACAACAGUCAGAGGCAGCCAAAUCCUGUGUAUGAGGUGGCUUGACGUCAACUCUUUUGCUCACGGCCUCUGUGGCAAGUGGUUUUCCUUUCUACUAGCCUGAGUUUUGUUGUCCGGUUUUUUUUUUGGCUUUUAUAAUUAAAAAAAGUAAAUGAAAUAGAAAAGUUCUAUUUUACUCUGUUUAUUGAACCUGCAUUCGUAAAGCACCAAUCAUUUGCUGUGAAAUGCCACUGACAUCCAUUAAAUCACUUGACUGUAGUCAGUAGUAUACAACUAACAUAGCUGUCCUAAUUUGAAUGUAAUUAGUCCAUAACAGCCUGCCAUGAAGGGACUAACACUUUCUGAAGCCAUGAUUGUCCAUCAUAUGUACAGUUGUAGAGAAUCGUAUCUGUUGACCCUUUGGAAUUACCUGGAUUUCUGCAUGAAUUGAGCAUAAAAUCUGAGAUUCUCAUAUAAUUCACAGCCGUACACAAAUAGGCCUACAUGCUGCUUGAAACAUUCACAGUGUCCGCGGUGGGAAAAUGAUGUGAACCUUUUGGAUUUAAUAAAUGGUCAACCCUC